AUGGUCAAAAAGCUGAAGAAAAGGAAAGCUGCCAAGGCUGGCGAGGUGGCAGUGCCCCCAGAUGCAGCUGCUCCUGUCCAGAAACCCGCACGAAAGCGACGGUCAGCUGUGGCAAAUGCUGAUAAGCCUGGCUCUCCACCAGCAAAGGCGGAAGCCACUGAAGCCGAAGUAACAGAAACGAAGCAGACCCUCUUUCAGACCAAUGCGUCCUUUUCCAAGUUGGGACUUGCAAAGUGGAUUGUGCAGACCUGUGCCAAGCUGGGUAUGAACUACCCAACCGACAUUCAAGCCAUGUGUAUCCCCGCUGUUUUAGCCGGUAAGAAUCUCGCAGGCAAUGCUCGGACUGGAAGUGGAAAGACGGCAUGUUAUAGCAUGCCAAUCCUGCAUCAUUUGUCAAAGGACCCCUAUGGAGUUUUUGCAUUGAUCUUGGUGCCCGUUCGUGAGUUGGCCUUUCAGGUCACCGAAAACUUUCGGGCCAUGGGUCAGGCCAUUAACGUCAAGGUGGGUGAGAUUGUGGGUGGACGAGACUUCUCCAUACAGAGCAAAAUGAUCGCGGACCGAACCCAUGUGAUCGUUGCCACUCCUGGUCGCUUAGCAGACCUACUGCGUGGCGAUUUUGCUCUCGCUAAAGCUUUCCGCAAGUUGCACACACUUGUCUUGGAUGAGGCUGAUCAAUUGUUGACCCAGACCUUCGAGGAGCCCUUGGGUCAGAUCUUGGAGCUGUUGCCAAAGGAGCGCCAGACACUCUUCUUUUCCGCCACUAUCACACAGUGCAUCCAGAAGUUGAAGAAAGGAAAGGAUCUCACCUUCAUCGAUGCUAAUCCAAAUGAAGAAAGCCUGGAGAACCUGACUCAGCUUUAUGUCUUUGUCCCAAAGUCUGUCCAGGUCAAUUACUUGCACUAUCUUCUGCGGCAGCAUUUUCCCGAGGAUAGCUGCAUUGUUUUUGCUGCCACAAUUGAGGAGUGUCAGCUCUACACCACAAUGCUGGACAUUUUAGGUUUUGAGGUCACAGGCCUUCACUCCCUGCAAACUCAGAGACAAAGGUUAGCCAGUUUGGGCAAGUUCCGAGCAAGUCGGGCCAAGAUUUUGAUCGCAACUGAUGUGGCCGCACGUGGGUUGGAUAUUCCCAUGGUGGCAGUGGUGAUCAAUUUAGGUUUGCCCUACGAUUCCAACUCCUACGUGCAUCGUGCGGGCCGAACCGCCCGCGCUGGACGACCCGGCAAAGUGGUGUCACUGAUGAGCGAAUUUGACGUGCCCAGAGUGGAGGAAAUUGAGAAGCGAAUCGGCAAACAGCUGCAACUGCUCGAAACGAAGGAGGAGGAUGCCAUCAAGCUGCUUUCCAAGACGAGCAAAGCCCAACAGCGGGCCGAACUUCUACUGUCGGAGGUUGGCUUCACAGAUCAAGCAUCGGAAUACCGAGGUUCAUUGAAGGCCAAAAGAUCUGAUGCCAAAGCUGGCCAAAAAGCUGAGGCUGCCAAGGCCAAGGAUUCCAAGGAUGUCAAGCUACCUGAGGCUACACUGAAACCAAAGAAGACGCUUGGAAAGAAGAAGGUCAAGAAGCCAACAGAGAAGCCGGAGAAGGUGCCCAGCAAGCAGACUCUGGAGGUCGCCAGCUCCAGUAGCCACCAGGUAGCACAACAACCGGGGACGCGAAGGAGCGCGGUGGAGACACUUAUGCUGGACAACCGCAUUCCGGGCUUGUGCGCUGCUAUUUUUCUGCAAUGCAGCAAAAGGCUGAAAAGCAGCGCCUCCACGACCUCGGCGUCCUCGUUCCUCUUCGAUGCCCAAGCGAAAGGCCAAGGCUCCGAGCGCUUGAGCGCGGCCACGGAGGCGGCGGUGCAGGAUAUCGCCAGCGAGAUCUUGGGAGAGGUUGCCAGUUGCCCUGUGGAUCCAUGGGCUUCAAGUGACUCAGAGUCCUCUGAGAAGGCGAUGGGGGAAUCAGAGCAGCCAGCCUUGCAAGAUGCUCCGGCAGCCUCCAUGUCUAGCACAGCCCAAUCGUCUGUUCCAUCAGCGGAACCUGAAGUUGAACUUGAGCCACCAGGCUCCAAAUCGGUCCUGAAGGCGGCGCGACUCCAUCGAGCGUUGCUGAAAGUGCAGACCAAUGCCUCGCAGGGGAAGUUCGCGGAGGCCAUCCAAGACUGCUUGCCAGCCUUACUUGGACCUCAGGAGGUUGUGGACAUUGUCGGAAGCCUGUGUGCAGCAUGGCAGGCCAGCAUCAAGAAGCAGAAAAGAGAACACCAAGAUGCCAUGGAGGCCUUGGUUUCGGAGGCCUUGGAGAUUUGCUGA
This is a messenger RNA of Cladocopium goreaui, 2286 nucleotides long. NCBI's taxonomy places the organism in Eukaryota, Dinophyceae, Suessiales, Symbiodiniaceae. The record is from the annotation of a GenBank genome assembly.